Molecule: messenger RNA, 2046 nt
Organism: Mytilus trossulus (common blue mussel)
Lineage: Eukaryota; Metazoa; Mollusca; Bivalvia; Mytilida; Mytilidae
Exons: 1
Coding region: 1-2046 (681 amino acids)
Source: RefSeq, a predicted model, not a curated record
AUGCUCACCAGUAUAUAUACAAGCGUAUUAUCACAGAUAAUCCGAGAAGCAAAAGAUUCAAAGGGAGAGCUCGCAGUUGUCUGGCUGGAUUUAGCGAAUGCAUAUGGGACAGUACCACACAAGUUAGUUGAGCUGAUGCUGGAGAGAUACCAUGUACCUGACGGUGUAAGAGAGCUGAUAAGAGAGUACUUCAACCAUCUGCAGCUGAGAUUUACCGUUGAGGAUUUUACAACAUCAUGGCAACGUUUAGAAGUGGGAAUAGUGACAGGAUGCACGAUAUCUGUCAUCCUUUUCUCCCCAGCAAUGAAUAUGAUUGUGAAGUCAGUAGAGAAGAAGAGCAGAGGUCCAUGGAUGAAGUCAGGAGUACGGCAACCACCAGGAAGAGCAUUCAUGGAUGAUAUGACAAUAAGCACAAAGACAGUUAUCGAAGCCAGGUGGACACUACAAGAGCUUGAUAAGAUGAUCACCUGGGCAAGAAUGAAAGUGAAGCCUAGCAAAUCCAGAAGUUUGGUAGUGAAGAAUGGUAAAGUCAAGGAGGAAAGGUUUAAAAUAGGAGACGAAAUAAUACCAACAGUCUCAGAGAAGCCAGUUAAGUGUCUCGGAAAAUGGUUCAACAACACCUUGUCAGAUAAGUUGAAUGUGGAAGAUACAUAUAAGCAGUUGGACGACUGGUUAAAGGCAGUAGAUAAGAGUGGACUACCAGGAAAGUACAAGGCAUGGAUUUACCAGCAUGGGAUAUUGCCUCGGCUGCUGUGGCCACUUCUUGUGUAUGAUGUACCAAUGACAACGGUAGAGGGAAUGGAAAGAAUAUCAAACAGUUACUUACGUAGAUGGCUUGGAGUACCACGCAGUUUCAGCAGUGUGGGCCUAUACAGUUUAGGAACCAAGUUACAGCUACCACUCAAGUCAAUCACUGAGGAAUUCAAGGUGACCAAAGUUAGACAACAUCUGACGUUAAAAAACAGCAGGGAUGAGAAAGUACGAUCAGCAAAAGUAGAAAUAAGAACUGGAAGGAAGUGGUCAACAAAGAAGACGAUAGAAGAUGCUGAGUCACGAUUAAAACACAGUGAGAUAGUGGGCAGAGUUGCAGUUGGAAGACAGGGGCUGGAUGUUACACCUACAGCAAAAUGGAGAACAGCAACAGUGGAAGAAAAAAGACAUCUAGUACAGAAAGAGGUACGAUCAAUGGAAGAAGAAAGUAGAAUGGUAAAGGCAGUGAGUAUGAAGAAGCAGGGAAGCUGGUUAAACUGGGAGGGAGCAAGACAGCAGAAGUUAGGAUGGAAUGAGAUCUGGAAGAUGGAGCCACAUAGGUUGCAAUUUAAGCUGAAGUCAGUAUAUGAUGUAUUGCCAAGCCCAACAAAUCUAGCAACAUGGGGAUUGAUAGAUGACCCAAAGUGUGUUCUUUGUGGUAAGCCAGCAAACUUGGAGCACAUCUUAUCAUCAUGCUCGAGUGCUUUGAAAGACGGGAGGUAUACAUGGCGACACGACAAGGUAUUAGGGACACUAGCAGACACCCUAGAGAGAAACAUCAGGAAGCCAAGGAAAAACAAGGAAGGACUUACUUUUGUCAAUUUUGUUAAGGAAGGAGAGAAAGGUCAGAAGAAGAAGGUGGAAGGAAGUGGUUUAUUGGUAACAGCAACUGAUUGGCAAAUGUUGGUAGAUCUUAAACAGAAGCUACAAUUCCCUCCACAGAUUGCAGUAACAAACCAGAGACCUGACAUCGUCAUUUGGUCCGCCUCAACAAAACAGGCAAUCCUGCUGGAACUAACUGUACCAUGGGAAGAAAGAAUAAAAGAUGCCUACGAGAGAAAGAGACUGAAGUACCAAGAUCUACUUGCAGAAUGUAGAGACAAUGGAUGGCGGGUUUGGUUAUUUCCAGUGGAAGUGGGAAGCAGAGGGUUUGUUGGACAGUCUAUGUGGCGAGCAUUGAGAGCACUUGGUAUUGUUGGAGGGGAAAGAAGUAAACUGAUAGGGAACUUGUGUAAAGAGGCAGAGACAGCAUCGAUGUGGUUAUGGAGGAAAAGGUCAGAACAGUGGAAGCAGUAA